This is a messenger RNA of Salpingoeca rosetta, 3128 nucleotides long. RefSeq lists its product as uncharacterized. The record is from RefSeq and is a predicted model, not a curated record. The coding region runs from base 34 to 3075 and encodes 1013 amino acids. The transcript is spliced from 21 exons. NCBI's taxonomy places the organism in Eukaryota, Choanoflagellata, Craspedida, Salpingoecidae.
UUGUAUUUUGCAACGGUCGUUGGUUGGUUGGUGAUGUGGGAGGAGGACAACAAGCGCAGCCGCCAUGUGCAUCGUGGUGUGGCAGCCGCAGACACUGGCACGGAUCGCGCUGGAGAGACGGGCGAGACACGGCUCCGUCCAUCAUCACCUGCUUCACCGUCUUCGUCGUCCACUUCCUCUUCUGUUUCGUCCAGACUGACCUCGCCAAUGCGUGCUACAAGAAGCAGUGGCAGGAUACCAGCCCACCAGCAAUCGCUUCCGGGGUCCACUGCUGCCACUGGCGGCGCUGCUUCACUGUUGGAAGGCUCUGAAGAUCCACUCCGGGACCUGGAAACGCGGCUGGACGAGCUCCUAGAGAAGAACAGGCGCCAGCAGCAGCAAACACGUCAGCGCAUGGAGGUGCUGAAUGUUCUGGACCGCAUGAGAGGCAAGGAAGAGGACGACGACGACGACAACGAUGAUGAUGAUGAUGAUGAUGAUGAUGAUGAUGAUGAUGAGGAGGACGACGGUGUUGGUACAGUCGAUGGUGAUGGUAAUGACGAUAGGGGCAAUAUUGGUGGCAGUGGUGAGGGUCAGUUCAGCUGGGAGCACGGGACCACUGGCGCUCCAUCGGCCCAGAAGCACAGAUCAACUGGCAGGGCAGGCAAGCGCACGCAGCAGCAACGGCACGUGUCACGCAUCCCUGUCCUCUCGGAAGAGCUUCAAGGAAUGGAAGCGGAAGUGCAAGCAGCCAUGGCGGAGAUCCAGAAGCAGCUUAAGCAAGGCGUUGACUCGCCCUUGCCCGCCCGGCGCCACCCACGUCAGCACCACCAGCAGCACCAGCACCAGCACCAACAACACCAGCAACAGCAGCGACAACAGCGGAGACAGCCAAGGGUGAGAAGAGAAGAUGGAACAGAGGUAGGCAGCGAUGCGGCCGAAUGGGCCCAAAGAAACAAGGAAGAAGAAGGCAGCAGCGGCGACAUGGACACGGUGGCGUCAGAUGUGUCCUCCUCGACACAGGCAGCAGGAGGCUGGAGCGAUGCUGCCUCGCCAGACCACUCUGCGCAACUGGACAGCACAGCGUCGCACGCCUCCAGCCCGUACAGGCAACCAAGGCAGGCGGGACGAUGGGGCGAGGAAGGCGGCAGAGUGGCAGCACGUGACAGCCAUCGCGGCACUCAACAGCGACACGGCAACGAAGUGGUGCGCAUGGCUGGGAGUGGGAGACAGACUGUGCAGCGGCUGCUCGGACAGGAGCUCUCGCAGGAGAGACAACGUCGCCUACAUGCCGAGGCUGUCGUUGAACAGCUGCAACAGCAGGUUGAGGAGGAGCGGGCACGUGUCAGCCACGCCAACUCAAGACUGGCAACUGUGAUGAACACAAUGUCGCGUCUUGAAGGAGUUCUCACCCGGAGCACGCAGAAGAACAAGAGCCUCCAGGAUGUGAUCACACAGAAGAACCAUCAGAUUGAUCAAGCUGAGAAGCGCGAGAGACAACACCAGGACAAGAUACGAAAGCUGGAGAGGGAGUUGCGUGCACAAUCGGAUCAGUUCCAGGCACAAACCAAGACCAUCCUUGACUUGAAGGAUGCAGUGCAGCGGACAAAUCUGCAGCAGCUUGAGCGCGUGCGUGCGGCGGAGAUGGAGACAUUGUCCGUGCAGAACCAAGCUGAGAUGCACCGCCAGGCACUCAAGCAGGCAAACAAGACCAUCAAGAAGCUCGAGGCGACGUUGACUGAGCGGGAGACGGUGCAUUCACGCCGAAUGGACGGGCUCAUUUCCCCACACGGACCAGAGGUGCAGCGUAUUGUGAACCAGCGUGAGCGUGAGCUGCAGUCGCAUUUUGAUGCUCUGCAAAAUGCAAAACAGCAGGAGCUGGACGACAUUCGCAGCAAGUACCAGGUACUGGAAGGCGAGUACCACACUGCGCUGCGCUACGAGCAGCAGCGCAAUUCAUCACUUCAGGAGGAAUUUGCAAGUACGCAGCAGGACUUGAAGCAGGCGCGCGAAGCACUCGAAGUUGCAAAGGAAGAGGCGACGAAGAAUGCACAGCUGCUGGAAGAGAUGGCAAACGUGAUUCGACAGCAGCAGACGCAUCUCAAGCAGCAGUCGGUUCGCAUCAAAACCAUCACUCGAGAGAAGGAUCGUCUUGCCCGGCAUCUCGCUGAGCAAAAAGAGCAGCGACGCGAGGACCAAUCGGCAUUUGCAUCAAAACUGGACGAGCUCAAGGACGCAAACAACAAGGUUGAGGCGCUUGAAAAUGUCAUCAGCGGUCUUCGCAAAGAACGCGAACUCUGGUCCCACGAACUUGCAAACCAGGGCGCGAGUUUGGCUGCAGAUCGGGGCAAAUUGGAAGCGAAGGCGCAACAGAUGCAGCAGCGUGUGGAACAGCUUGAAGAGCAGUUGAAGGAACUCAACCAAACACUCGUCGUUAAGGACAAAGUGAUUGAUGAUCAGGCAGAGGAACUGAAGGUGUUGCGCGUUCGCGUUGCCGACGCCCAGCGCGAGCUUUCCCGCGUCACAGAACAACACAGAGAGCGGGAGGCGGAUUUGCAAGACCGGCUUGAUGUGGAGCGCGAGCUGUCGCAACAGCUUCAGUCUGACUUGGAGGCUGCCGUAGGGAAGAAGGCGCGGGUACGCGAAGAGCUGUCUGCAUUGUCUGCAGAGAACGACACCCUUCGCAAGGAAAACCAACGGCUCAAGUCGAGCUGGGAGGAGACGGGGAUGAAGUUGGGGCAGCUGGAAUUGGAAGUCCAGAGCAUGGAGCGGGCAUCGCGAAAGCGAGAAGAGAAUGCGGUGCGGGAAAAGGAGGAGGCUGAGAUGGCGCUGUUGCAGGCGCGCGAAGAGGCAGAUGCGGCAAAGGAACAGCACCGGCGUGAGCUUGCACGCAUCACCAAGCAGCACGAGCAAGUGGUGCAAGUGCUGGAUACGACGCGAAAGGAGCUUGAGAGCGCGUAUCAAACAAUCGAGCAGCAGGCAGCACAGCUACAGGCAGCCGAAGCGGAAGCCGAGAAGCGGAGGCGAGUGCACGACGGAAAGAUUUCGCAACUGCAGGCGCUGAUCCAAGAGCUGAACUCGGAUGAGCCCGCGUGAUGUGACACGUUGUGGAGCAAAACGAUAACCUUGGGAGGGAGAGCCGGGGGGGG